AUGGCUGCCAGGGCAGCGGCGGCGGCGGGCGUCGGGAGGGACGAAGAGGCGGUGCUGCUCCUCGACAAGGCCCAUUACCGGCACGACCCGCGCUGGCUGCUGCCCGUGUCCCCACGCCUCUGCCUGGCCUGCGCGCUGGAGCUGCUGCCGGAGCCCGGCGUGUCGUUGGUGCGCAAGAGGCACGUGGUGUCCUGCUUCCGUGAUGCCCUCGUGAGGCAUACCUCCCUGGUCACACAGCUGGUGGCUCAGGACCAGAGAGUCUGCAUCCACUUCAUACAGAUACUUUUUGGACUGUUACGCAGUGUGGAAGAUGGGAGUGCAAUAGACCUCUGUAUUGAAGUCCUUAUCCAGCUGACAACGCAGCUGAAGCUGGAGCAGACCGUCCAUUGCCUGCUGAAUGAGUGCCACAAAGAGCUGUGUAACAUGCCCUCCGUGCGAGGCAGCCUGGUCACCUUCACCCUCCUUGGCAAGUUGGUGGAUGCCAUCCCUGCUCUGGCAGACAAGCUUGUGAUGGAGCACGGCAAACUGAUGGAGCAUCUCUUGAGAGGCCUGGCGUACCCCAAUGAGGGGGUGCAGGCUUCCGUGUGCUACCUCUACGGGAAGCUCUACUCCUCCCCGAUGGCCGCUGAGGUGCUUUCAGGCCACUUCCGAGAGAAGCUGUGUCCCCUCUUCCUCUCCACUCUGGAUGUUGCCCAGACAAAGGAGCUACAGAUCAACUGCUUGGGUUUGCUGAGGCAGCUGCUGAAGUAUGAUCUCUUUGUGUCUGUGAUCAUGAACAAAUCUGCAUUGGCCGAGAGUGCUGAGAGUGCUGGGCGACUGCCAGGAGAGACUUCACUGCCCUUGGUGCUCAAAAAGCUUCUCCUCUCCAGAGAUGAGACGCUGCAGGUGGCCAGUACCCAUUGUAUAACUGCAGUGCUGGUCCACUCCCCAGCGAAGUAUGCCCUGGCCUUCAUCCAUGCUGAUAUCCCAGAGUUCCUCUUCGAACACCUUUCCUCUUCCAGUGAAGUGCUUGUCUGGUCCAGCUGCAGCUGCUUGAUACUCCUGGCAGAAGAGCCGCUCUUCUUUUCCAAGUGCCACACGGUGUACGGGAUCGAGGCAGUGGUGAGGAGCCUGCAGGGAAGCCUGAAGAUGAACAACACGGAGCUGCAUAAGCAGGGUCUGCUGCUCCUUGCUGAGAUCCUGACUCGGCAGCCAGAGGAGAUCAGGCUGUUCACAAGCUCCGCCAUGUGCAGAAGUGCUGCCCGCGCCCUCCGAGAGGCGGUGAGCAGUCCUGUGCUGGAGGUGGCUGCAGAGGCAGUGAAGGCCACUUCCGCUUUCCUGAGGAAGGAUCAUCAGAGUGCUCUACCUGUGCAGUACAGGGAGCUGCGGGCCUUGCUUGAAGCCGUGCUGGGCCGGUGUGUGGAAUUCUCCCAGGCUCCACUGAACAGAAGGCCCCUGGGCCAUGCCUCCAAUAGGGAUUCAGAGAAGGCCAUUUUUCAAAGGGGAAGGUUCCUCCUGAGCACUCUGGAGGGCUUUAGAAAUGCCUGCAGGUUGGCUGUGGAAUUCCAGAGUGAGCCUUUGGCCCAGGAGAAUCCAUUCACAGCUCCAAGCGCCGAGAAAGAAGAUACGCUGGAAGCCUUCUCAGAAUUUCUUCUCGGUGUCUGUGACUCUCUGUGUAUCCCCAUGGUGAUGAGGCACUUGGAGCAGGCCACUCAGCCAGCCUUGAUGGAAGUUUUCCUGUCUAUUCUACACAGCCUGUUCGUCAUCGUUCCCCACAUGAAGGAGAAGUUCUCGAAGAAACUCGCUGCCUCAUCUUUCAUACAACUGACCCUGGAGCUGAAGGCCAUGUUCUGCAGUGGCCCGAGCUACUCAGCCCUAAACCAGGUGUGUUCCAGUUUCCUCUACUACAUGUGUCUCAACCUGCUCUCAGCUCCAGAGAAGACAGGACCACCUUCCCAAGAAGAACUCUCUGCAGUAUCUGAGAUCCUGCAGCACAGGCUGCCCCAGAUAAGCAGCAGAAGCCUUGAAAGCCUGGCCUUCCUGUCCGAUCGCCAGUAUGUGGAGGGAGCAGCUCGCCAGAGACAGUACUGCAUCCUGCUCCUCUUCUACCUGGCCUACAUCUACGAGGACAGGUUUGUCUCAAAGGCUGAGUUAUCUGUGGCUGUGCAGAGCUUCCUCCUGUCUCUGCAGGACCAGGGCGAGUGCCCUCCGCUGAUUGUCCUCAAAGCCUCCAUCUACCUGCUUGCAAUCUGCCAGGACCAGGACAGUGCGCUGGAAGAGGUGGUGGUCAGUGCAAUCAGAAAAUUUCUGGAAGGCAUCGUGGACCUGCACCUGGUCUACACCCACCACCCACUCCUUCUCAGGUUCUUCCUGUUAUAUCCAGAGCUGAUGAGUAGGUUUGGGCAGCGUGUUCUGGAACUGUGGUUCUCCUGGGAAGAUAGCAGCUGCGAGGAACCGGAUGACGUCCCCAGUGCUGGGCAUCCCGCCCUUCCUGCCAGCGUAGCAGCUCUGUUUCAGGUGCUCAGAAGCAGCCCCAGCAUCCUGCUCAUUUUGCUGGACCUCAUCUAUUCCAGCCCGGUGGACACAGCCCGCAAGGUACUGAUUGUCCUGAGGACCUUCCUGAGGAGGAAUGAGGAUGUGCAAGUGGGCGGUCUCAUCCGAGGCCACUUCCUGCUCAUCCUGCAGCACCUGCUGGUGGAGCAUGGGGCCUCUCCCUCAGGAGCCUCGGGAAACCUGCCACUGCUGCUGAGCCUCCUCUCCUUGGUGCAGCUGAGGAGCAAGGCAGAGCAGGAGCUGGACAGCAUGGCCAUGAAGCUCCUUCACCAAGUGAGCAAGCUGUGUGGGAAGUGCAGUCCCACUGAUGUCGACAUCCUGCAGCCCUCCUUCAACUUCCUGUAUUGGAACCUGCAGCAGACCACGCCCAGCAGUCAGAAAAGAGCUGCUGCGGUUCUUCUGAGCAGCACGGCCCUGAUCGUGCUUCUGGAGAGGAUGCUGGCGCUCACCUGGGCAGAGACAGACUCUCCCACGACCACGCUCCUCUGCUCGGCCUGGCUGCUCACUGCCUCCUUCUGUGCCCAGCAGCACCAUGGCAGUUUGCAGGUUCACCAGACGUUGUCUGUGGAACUGGACCAAGUGAUGAAGGCACUCAGCUUUCCAAAGAAAACGGCUGCACUGCUCUCAGCCGCCAUCUUACGCUUCCUGCGGACAGCCCUGCAACAAAGCUUUUCCUCCAGCCUGGUGGCCCUGGUGCCCUCAGAGGCCCAGCCACCAGCAGCCCCUGAGGAUGCUGUCCUAGCUCCACUGGGAACAUCGCAAGUACUUUCCUUGGUCAUUGGGCUGCAGAACCUCCUGGUGAAGAAGGACCCUCUGUUGUCCCAGGCCUGUGUCGGCUGUCUGGAGUCUUUGCUUGACUACCUGCAUGCCCGGAGCCCAGACAUUGCACUGCAUGUGGCCUCCCAGCCCUGGAACCGGUUUUUGCUGUUUACCCUUUUGGACGCUGGGGAGAAUUCCUUCCUGAGACCCGAGGUCUUGAGGCUCAUGACCCUGUUUGUGCGGUACCGGAGCAGCAGCGUCCUCUCUCGUGAAGAGGUGGGUCAUGUUCUGCAAGGCGCGGCUGUGGCUGACCUGUCUACCUUGUCCAACGCCACACUCCAGGCCCUGCGCGGCUUCUUCCUGCAGGUCCAGAGCACGGGUCUCCUGACUGAUGACAACGCAGCCAAGACGCUGCAGGCCUUCCUGGAGGGCCUGUCGCCCGGCGCCCCCUCAGCCCAGCUACCCCCGCAGGACAUGCUCUGCUUGGGAGGGGUGGCCGUCUCCUUGUCCCACAUCAGCGACUGA
Messenger RNA from Lepus europaeus (European hare), 3816 nucleotides. It is a transcript of the gene MEI1, whose product is annotated as meiotic double-stranded break formation protein 1. Gene Ontology annotation, biological process: meiosis I. Bases 1 to 3816 code for a protein of 1271 amino acids. The record is from RefSeq and is a predicted model, not a curated record. The transcript has 31 exons. NCBI's taxonomy places the organism in Eukaryota, Metazoa, Chordata, Mammalia, Lagomorpha, Leporidae.